AUGCAACGGAUACAUCUCAUCGGCAUCCUCAACCAAGACAAACAAGGGCAACAGAAGCCAGACCCAUUUAAUGCCUACGACAACAUCGCCACUCUCGAGUGCAGCCCGCUCUCCAUCAUCAGCUGUGGGAGGCUAUAUGAAUGGAUUACCCAACAGGCACUUAACUCAAAGUCCCCCUCAGCACAGGGGAAGGACUCUGGGGAGGAGGAGGGACGUCGGCAAAGUAAAAGGAGCCUCAGCAACAGCUCAACGGUGGCCGCUGCGUACGUUUCUUUCCUCAAUAAACUCUUUGGACAGGAGAGAGCGCUGAUGCCAGAGGAGUUAGAUGAGCUCCAGGAGGCCUUCAAGGAAUUUGACUAUGAUGCGGAUGGCUUCAUCCAUUACAAAGACAUCGCAGAGUGCAUGAGGACCAUGGGCUACAUGCCUACAGAGAUGGAGAUCAUCGAGAUCAUCCAGCAAAUCAAGAUGAAAUGGGGCGGUCAUGUAGACUUUGAUGAUUUCUGCGAUUUAAUGGGGCCGAGGAUGCUGGCUGAGACUGCUCAUAUGGUCGGGCUGAAGGAACUCCGCUGCGCCUUCAAACAAUUUGACUGUGAUGGUGAUGGAAAGAUCACGCUUGAUGAGCUGAAGGAUGGCAUGAAGAACCUCCUUGGGGAGAAACUAAAGAAAGGCGAGCUGGAGGAGAUCCUCUCCGACAUUGACAUCAACAAAGACGGCAACAUUGACUUUGAUGAGUUUGUUAUGAUGCUUUCUGCACGAUGACCUCUGAUGGAAGAAGAUGGAGCAUACAACACUGGAUUCAUGAAGACCAAUUCUUCCUGCUGUUAUGUGUUUACAUUUAAAAUGUCUGAUUGUAGACAAGUCAAAAAAAAUCUGUUUAUAUUUUCCUAAUAAAAGUUGAGUUUGAGUAAGUGCAGAGGGUAAAGGGUGAGUUAUGAAACACUUAACUAUUUGUAACAAUAAUGCUGCACUGUCGCCCCCUUGUGGUUAGAAAGUGUACACACUCUUAGGUCUCCAAAAUAAAGGCUAGAUUCAUUUUAUUUACCCACUCAUUUCAUUUUCACUUCAGUUUCAUGGAGGACUGUAGUAUAUCUAACAGUUUUGGUUAUUUCAUAUUAGAUGUUAGUUUGUUUGUUCUCUCAUUCUCUGUGCUGAUUUGAAGAAGGAGGGAAAAAUGUGAUGUCAGAUACUACAAUGCACCUAUCACUGCAUUAGCAUUUGAUUAAAAUCUGAUCAAUAUUCUUCAGAUUUUUUAUUGUUUACACAUAAUAUUCAAGGUUAUCAAGCAAUACUCCAGUAUGAUGCUACGGAUUGCUCAACGUCUUCUAUUAAAGUGGUCAAACAGUGGAAACUGAGGCUGAAGUUGAAAA
Molecule: messenger RNA, 1367 nt
Organism: Cottoperca gobio
Lineage: Eukaryota; Metazoa; Chordata; Actinopteri; Perciformes; Bovichtidae
Gene: cabp4
Product: calcium binding protein 4
Exons: 9
Coding region: 1-759 (252 amino acids)
Cellular component (GO): cytoplasm
Molecular function (GO): calcium channel regulator activity; calcium ion binding
Source: RefSeq, a predicted model, not a curated record